AUGAAUAAAACACGAAAUAAAAGAUACAGAGAAAAAAAUACAAUGGUUAAUGAUUUGGUUAACCAAUCUGAGAUAAGGAAAUUACAAAAAUUAUCUUCAAAAGAAAUAAACGAUGAAAUAGAAACCAAUUCAACAAAUGAACUAAAACAUUUAGAAAGUUAUGAACAUGUUGGGAGUGAAAAUGUUGGAAGUGAAAAUGGGGGCGUUGAAAAUGUUGGAAGUGAAAAUGGAGGCGUUAAAAAUGGAGGCGUUGAAAAUGGAGGCGUUGAAAAUGUUGGAAGUGAAAAUGACGGCGUUAAAAAUGAAAAUUGUAGUUAUAAAAGGAAAGAGAAUGUAAUAAAAAAUGUCGAAAAUAUUUUGAAAAAUAGUGAAAAAUAUAUAGGAACAGAUAAUGGAAGUCUUAAUAAAAAAAAUACAAUAAAAUUAGAUGAUAAUGAAUUAAAAAAUAGUGUAAAAAUAAAUAAUGUAAAAGAAAAUUCUAUAAAUAAAAAUGAUAAUAAUGUUUAUUCUAAUAAUUCUUCACUUCCUAUUAUUAUAUUUGGAAUUUCCGAAACGUUAGAAAAAAUUAUGAAAAUUGAUCAAAGCAAUGAUCUAAAUAAAAUAAAGAUGAUUGCAAUUGUACAAGAUUUAAACAUACUUAUGAAAUCUUAUUAUAACAUAAUAAUAAAAUGUGAUUCAAGUUUAACCUUAACUGUUAAUAAAAUAAAUGUCUUAUAUAAAUAUUAUAAAAAUGUUGAAAAAUAUAUAUAUGAAGCGUUAUACAAAAAAAGAAACUCAAAAGUGGUGGAAAUCUUAGAUAAUAAAAAAGUUAAAGAGAUAAACACCAUGGAUGUAAGUAAACAAAUUAAAGAGGUAGACACCAUGGAUGUAAGUAAAAAAAUACAAAAUCAAGAUCACCAAAUUAAUAUAUUUAAUUCAACAAUAUAUAGUUCAGAUAUUACUAACCCAUCAGUUAAUUCAAAUAUAGAUAAUUAUAUUAAUAUUGAAAAUAAAACAUUAAAUCCAAAUAUUUUAAAAAAUGAAAAUAAUUUGAAUAAUUUUAUGAUAGAACAGUUAGAUGAAGAUAAUAACACUUUUGAUAAAAAAAAUGAAUUAAAAAUUGAAAAUAUUGAUAGAGUCUCUAUUUUAAGUAAAGAGAAAACAGAGAAAGAAAAUAAAGCGAUUAAUAAUAUUGUUGAAAAAACAGAUGAAUUGGAAAAAAAUAAAUGUAAUGAUUUAAAAAUAUUUUCAAGUAUUAACUCAAAAUCUACAACUAUGUCAAAUUAUAAAGACAAUGAUAAUUUUGAUCAAAUUGGAAUCGAAAAUAUUAUAAUUAAAGAUAGUGUUCAAAAUAAAUUCAAAGGAGAUAAAAAACUUAAAAGGAUGAUAAAUAAAAGAGAACAUAUUUUGAACAAAUUGGAAAAAUUAAAUUCACUAUUUUUUUUUAUAUUUAAUCAUAAAGGAAAUAUAAUAAAUUAUUUACAUAAAAAAAUUAAUUCUUGUAUUUUAGAAUUUGAUAAAACAUAUAAAUUAUAUAUACCCAGUUAA
Plasmodium yoelii is the source of this 1527-nucleotide messenger RNA. RefSeq names its product conserved Plasmodium protein, unknown function. Lineage: Eukaryota; Apicomplexa; Aconoidasida; Haemosporida; Plasmodiidae. The coding region runs from base 1 to 1527 and encodes 508 amino acids. The transcript has a single exon. The record is from RefSeq and is a predicted model, not a curated record.